This is a messenger RNA of Durotheca rogersii, 2083 nucleotides long. RefSeq names its product glucosidase II beta subunit-like protein-domain-containing protein. The record is from RefSeq and is a predicted model, not a curated record. NCBI's taxonomy places the organism in Eukaryota, Fungi, Ascomycota, Sordariomycetes, Xylariales, Xylariaceae. The transcript has 3 exons. Bases 182 to 1870 code for a protein of 562 amino acids. Gene Ontology annotation, cellular component: glucosidase II complex. Gene Ontology annotation, biological process: N-glycan processing.
GUUAUCAACUUUUUUGGGGCCUCACAACACACAGCAGUGCCCUUUAAUUGACAGACAUCUUUAUUAUAUAUUGGCGUUCUCAACGUCUCCCCCCCUCUCUCUCCGCCACCGCCUCAACUUUCGUGAGUUGACUGUGCCACUGGUACUACCCUUCGACCCUCCUUUCAGUCUUGGUUAUAAAAUGCGGCCCUCUCAUCAGGCUCUGGUGCUGGUGGGCAUCAUAACUCAGAAUGGGGUUGUCACAGCUGGCUCUGCGUUGCCACGAGGUGUUAGUCCUGAAUUCGCCAAGUUCUACGAAACCAAAGACACAUUUACCUGCAUCGGCCACCCCUCCAUAGCCAUUCCUUCCUCGAGGGUGAACGACAACUCUUGCGACUGCCCUGACGGUACCGACGAGCCUGGCACUGCCGCUUGUGCUCUGCUGGACCGCCUCUCUCCAGAGCAGCCCUUUCCUUCAUCUCAAACGGGGACUACGAAUACCACAAAUGCUCUGCCCGGCUUCUGGUGUGCCAACAAGGGUCACGUUGGUGCCUAUGUCCCCUUCCUGUACGUGAAUGACGGCGUUUGCGACUAUGACCUCUGCUGCGACGGCACCGAAGAAUACGGAAGAGUCGGUGGCAUCAAAUGCGAGAACAAAUGUGCCGAGAUCGGAAAGGAGUAUAGACGGAUCGAGAAAGAGCGGGGUGACGGACUGGAGAGAGCCAACAAGCGCCGCAGAACCAUGGUGAAGGAGUCUAAGGAACUACGCCGCCGGGUCGAGGCUAAGAUCGGCACUCUUACCGAGGAGAUCAAGGAGCUCGAGGUUAAGAGAGAGGAUCUUAAAGCCAAGCUCGACGAGGUAGAGCGCCAGGAGCGCUUUAAGGUCGUCAAGAACGAAGGAACCGGCAAGCUGGGCGUGCUUGUUGGCCUGGCCAAGAAGAGGGUCGACGAGCUGCGCGAGACUCUAAGAAAAGUCGCGAGUGAGCAUAAUAAGCUCAGAGCGCGUGUCUCGGAACUCGAAGGCAUUCUGACGACAUUCAAGGACGAAUACAAUCCUAACUUCAAUGACGAAGGUGUCAAGAAGGCCGUUCGAGCUUGGGAGGACUACUCAGUGAAAAAAGCUGCAGAGGUUACCGAGGAGCUCAACGAGGUUGAUAUCCAAGAAAUCACCAAGGAAGAUACCGAGGAAUCUGGAAUCAACUGGAAGGAAUACGAAGAGGAAGAGGGCACUGACACGGACAUUCUGUACAGCUUCGAAGCUUACCUCCCUGGCUCGCUUCGUGAAUUCCUCCACACCAAGAUCAACCUUUUCCGGAUCUGGCUGAUCGAGAAUGGCCUCCUGGCUGACACCGGCUCCGGCAAGACCGAGUCUCGUCUCGUCAAGGCGGCGCGGGAAGCGCACGACUCGGUCGCAAACGAUGUCAACGCCAAGGUGCGAGACCUGGACGACCAGAAGCGCGACCUGGAGAAGGACUACGGGAAGGAUGACAUCUUCCGAUACCUCAAGGGCAAGUGCAUCGCGACCGAAGCCGGCGAGUACGAGUAUGAGCUGUGCUGGUUGGACAAGACGAGCCAGAAGAGCAAGAAGGGCGGCGGCAAGACCAACAUGGGCAAUUUCGACCGUUUCGAUUGGGGUGAGGCCGACGAGGAGGAGCGACACGACGGCAAGGGCCUCGGCCGGGGCAAGCGACUGGUGCUGCGCUACGAGAACGGCCAGGGCUGCUGGAACGGCCCGAACCGGAAGACGGACGUGUGGCUCGCAUGUGCCGAGACGGAGGAGCUGUGGCGGGUCAGCGAACUGGAGAAGUGCGUGUAUAAGAUGGAGGUGGGCACGCCCGCCGCCUGCGAGGAGGCGGCUGCUGAGCCGGGGCACGUCAAGGAUGAGUUGUGAUGUGUAUAUGCGUAAGAAAAAAGAGGGCGAGAGAGCCAUGAUGAGACACGAUGAUGACGAUGACGAGUAAUAAGGGCCGCACAGACGCGGCUAACUGUUAGAAUCUUGCGACAGAUACUUGCGAUCAAUACUUAUAGGGGGGGACGAAUGUCCCGAAAUCGCUGCCUAUUCACGUUUUAUAUCGCCCCGGUCUCACUGCGCGAAAAGGGGGGG